AUGUUGUCUGCAGUUAGUCGAAGAAUGUCGCAAGUGGCUGCUCUGGCGCAACGCUUGGUAUGGAUUGAUUGUGAAAUGACAGGACUGGACCUACGAAAAACAGACGUGGUAGCUGAAGGACCGGAUAUCGUAAUACAUCAACCUGAAUCUGUCCUUCGAAAUAUGGAGGAGUGGCCAAGAGAAACCUUUACACAAAAUGGUCUUCUCAAGAAAAUACGCGAAAGUACUAUAAGCUUGCGCGAAGCAGAAGAUAUGGUGAGACACUGA
Molecule: messenger RNA, 267 nt
Organism: Cooperia oncophora
Lineage: Eukaryota; Metazoa; Nematoda; Chromadorea; Rhabditida; Trichostrongylidae
Source: the annotation of a GenBank genome assembly